Anopheles marshallii is the source of this 990-nucleotide messenger RNA. RefSeq names its product INO80 complex subunit B. Gene Ontology annotation, biological process: chromatin remodeling. NCBI's taxonomy places the organism in Eukaryota, Metazoa, Arthropoda, Insecta, Diptera, Culicidae. The coding region runs from base 1 to 990 and encodes 329 amino acids. Gene Ontology annotation, cellular component: Ino80 complex. The transcript is spliced from 2 exons. The record is from RefSeq and is a predicted model, not a curated record.
AUGGGUAAAAGGAAAGAUAAUAGCGCGGAUAAAGAUGGAGGCGUACCCCAAGAAUUGUCCCACAAGAAACACAAAAAGCACAAGAAACACAAAAAGGCUCGUGCUGAGCCGGAACCAACAUACGAGCUGGUGGAGGAGCAGGCCCUGGACGAAACCAUGGAAGUGGUCGAAGAAAUCGAGUACAUGGAAGCGGACCCAGAGCCGGAAAUAGUGUCGGAGGUUGAAACGGAUAUUCAAACCACGUUCGAUGCUAGCAACUCACAGAUGGAACUGCUGAACGAUUCGCAAUUGUCCCAGCAACAAAAGGCACUUUCGCCCGGAAAAUCGCUUGCCGCCAUGAACAAGGCACAGAAAAAGAGCCGCAAAAGGGGACGCGAUAGUGGCACGUCUAGCGAGGAAGAACGUUGGCUUGAUGCGAUUGAAUCCGGCAAGCUGGAAGAAGUCGACGAUGAGCUGAAAAAAAUUAAACCGAAAGAUCCCAAACUUAUGACGGCCCGGCAGCGCGCAAUGUACGAGCGUGGGUCAGAUAAAGAGCCGGCGCCCGGCUCGGAGCUUCUAAUGUCGUUGCCCACCGGCUAUAAGGAAAAGGUCAUGACGGAAGAGGCGAUACAAAAGGCUCAGCUAAAAUCCCAAAAACGCAAACAAAUGGCUGACGAGAAGCGGGAAAAGGAUAAAAAGAAAACUAUGGAGCGUUUGCUGAAAAAGCAAGACUCAAAAUCGGUAAAGGCGAUAAAGAACCGUCCGAUUAAGGAAAAGGUACCGAUGAUAACGUACGUUAACAGUAUUGAAGGGGCAACGAUUUCUUUACCGCCGGAAAUAGAUUUUCCUUUAGCAAAGCAAACGCCCCGAGACCCACCAAAACCCACACUGUGUGCUAUCCCUAGCUGCAACAACAUAAAACGGUACAACUGUUCGAGAACGAACAUUCCGCUGUGUAGUUUCAAGUGUUACAAAGCCAACGUGGAAUCAAUAAAGAAAAUCAUCUGUUGA